Doryrhamphus excisus (bluestripe pipefish) is the source of this 1347-nucleotide messenger RNA. It is a transcript of the gene kctd9a, whose product is annotated as potassium channel tetramerization domain containing 9a. Lineage: Eukaryota; Metazoa; Chordata; Actinopteri; Syngnathiformes; Syngnathidae. The record is from RefSeq and is a predicted model, not a curated record. Gene Ontology annotation, molecular function: protein binding. Gene Ontology annotation, biological process: protein homooligomerization.
GCAUCACCGGUGUUGUGUUAUUGACUGUUCUAUUCUAGCUAGCAAGCGUCAUAUGCGGUACAAGCUAGCUAGCAGUUGUCAAAAUUAAGACCGACUUAACUGUAACCAAAGAUCAACAAUGAGACGAGUUACGUUAUUCGUUAACGGGACGUCUAAAAACGGCAAGGUUGUAGCAGUAUAUGGGGCCUUGUCUGACUUACUAACCGUAGCCAGUAAUAAAUUGGGGAUAAAAGCCUCUUGUUUAUAUAAUGGAAAGGGAGGUCUCAUAGAUGACAUUGCCCUAAUCAGAGAUGAUGAUGUAUUGUAUGUCUCAGAAGGUGACCCAUUUAUUGAUUGUCAGAAUGAAGUCAAAGUCUCAUCUGAUCAACAAUGUGCUCACACUGACUGGUUGACCCUGAAUAUCGGUGGCCGUCUAUUCACCACAACCAGGAGCACUUUGGUCAGCAAAGAGCCAGAGAGUAUGCUUGCUCACAUGUUUCGAGAGAAAGAUGUGUGGGGAAACAAGCAAGAUGAGCAUGGAGCCUACCUCAUCGACCGCAGUCCUGAAUACUUCGAGCCUAUUCUUAACUACUUGAGGCAUGGUCAACUCAUUAUCAAUGAGGGUGUAAAUAUACGAGGUGUUCUUGAAGAGGCUCGGUUCUUUGGAAUUGAGCAACUUGCCGAUCAGUUGGAAGUGGUCAUCAAGAACUCUCAGCCUCCUGAAGACCACUCUCCUAUUUCCCGCAAGGAGUUUGUUCGUUUUCUUUUGGCAACACCCACUAAGUCUGAGCUCCGUUGCCAGGGUCUUAAUUUCAGUGGUGCUGAUUUGUCCCGGCUCGAUUUGCGCUACAUCAAUUUCAAGAUGGCUAAUCUCAGUCGUUGCAAUCUGACACAUGCCAACCUGUGUUGUUCCAAUCUGGAGCGAGCUGAUCUAUCCGGAGCCAACCUGGAUGGUGCUAACUUACAAGGCGUGAAGAUGCUCUGCUCCAAUGCUGAGGGAGCUUCUCUCAAAGGAUGCAACUUUGAAGAUCCUUCUGGCCUGAAGGCCAAUUUAGAAGGAGCCAACCUGAAAGGAGUCGACAUGGAAGGAAGUCAAAUGACUGGCAUCAACCUGCGGGUGGCCACUCUGAAAAAUGCAAAGCUGAAGAACUGCAAUCUGCGUGGCGCCACUUUAGCUGGGACUGAUCUUGAGAACUGCGACCUGUCUGGCUGUGAUCUCCAAGAAGCUAACCUGAGAGGGUCUAAUGUGAAAGGAGCCAUUUUUGAAGAGAUGUUGACACCGCUGCACAUGUCUCAGAGUGUCAGAUAACUCCACACCCUCAUGCAAAAUGAAGUGAGCCACAGCUAGCUUCCCACCCCCUCCCUCAA